Molecule: messenger RNA, 1343 nt
Organism: Anopheles coustani
Lineage: Eukaryota; Metazoa; Arthropoda; Insecta; Diptera; Culicidae
Exons: 2
Coding region: 248-688 (146 amino acids)
Source: RefSeq, a predicted model, not a curated record
UCCCAUUCCUCGGUAGUCAUGUGCUAAACGAGAUCAUCGCUGGAACAGCUUCACGUUUUGCUACGAGUGCGCGUACACGGCGCGAUCAGCGUAGCUUUAUUUGUGUUUGGUAGACCUUAGUGCAUCAGUUCGUCGGCUUUUCGCACACAUCGCCUGUAGUCUACCAUAGUGUGUACUUUUACAAACGACAAAGAUAAGAACCCAGAAAAACACAUCAAAGCGGUGCCAUACCAUAGCCGAAUUCAAAAUGACGAUCAACGAAAGAACCUCGCUGUUGCCCAAGGAAUACCAGAAGACGUACAUCAUCCCCAUCCCUCAGGAUGAUGAGAAUAAUAAUGUUAGCAAUAAUAACAACAAUACGGACGACAAUGGCGUACUUAGAGAGUACGACAGCUGCGCAUUGACGAAGGAUGAACUGAAUAAAUACAUUGACGAUCCGUGGUGGAUAAAGAUGCGAUACGGAUGCUUUGCCUUCUGCUGGAUCGUCUGCCUGAUAGCGCUGGUCAUUUCCCUCUACAUAGCUGCCGAUGCACUUCAACAUGAUCACUGUGGGGCCAACGAAGCUCACAACCAUACACAAACGACAUCGUUCAUUUCGGAGGCCACAGGGAGCCUCCUGGAUAUCGAAAGCUCUGCGACCACAACAACCACCUUGGUCUUUCCUUUGCUCACGCAACAGGCUACCUGAAAUGAGGCUACUGUUGCGUGCACCGAUACCUUAUCGCUGUGAUCCUCUUUGUUAAGCCUCCAAACUUCCCCAUACCUUUAAACUCCACGAUGCCGGUGAAAAUCACCGAGCUGAACUCUUAUUUAUUAUCAUCGACCUACGCGCAAUCGUUGUAAAUAGUACGCUAAAUAAUAUCGCAUUGCACCGAGUAGGAGUGGACCGGCUAGCGUAUCGCACACGUGUUCCUUCAGCUAUCGAUCGAGUAAUACUUGUCGCGCAUCCAAGGUGAAUCGAUAGGGCAACGGAAAUCCAGAGGCAAAACCUGUGCCGUUUUGAAUCGGAUUGAUCCGGAAACACUAACCGUAGAAGCCGUAACGCUCCGGCUGCGUCGGUGAGAAUGGCGUUCGAUUAGAAGUGGCAUGAGGCAGAUAGUGUAACCAAGGAGAUAAUUUCUCAUACUAAGUGUAAUUGUUGAUCGACGGAAGAAAUCCGAGACGCGUUCCAAUCGUGCACGCACACAUACAAAACAGCAUGAUCCAGCGCAUGUUGAACAAUUUUUUACAGGUUUACCGCUGGAUGGAAUAAACAAACUUUAAUACCAUGCAAUCAAUAAUAGACCAUUAUCGAUUAAAUAAUCAAAUAAAGUAUAAUAUUUGUAUUUGUUUCCAAAACGAAA